This is a messenger RNA of Anthonomus grandis grandis, 1024 nucleotides long. Its product is annotated as histidine protein methyltransferase 1 homolog. Lineage: Eukaryota; Metazoa; Arthropoda; Insecta; Coleoptera; Curculionidae. Gene Ontology annotation, biological process: peptidyl-histidine methylation, to form tele-methylhistidine. The record is from RefSeq and is a predicted model, not a curated record. Gene Ontology annotation, molecular function: protein-L-histidine N-tele-methyltransferase activity. The coding region runs from base 92 to 994 and encodes 300 amino acids. The transcript has 4 exons.
AUUAGCUUUUGAGACUUUGGUCACUCCCGGAAUAUCAAUCAGCUGAUGUUUGCUUACGUUUUCCACGCGCUUAUGUUGUUCUCCCAAAAAAAUGUUUAAAUUCAACUUUAGUGAACAAGAAUCGUCAAUAAAUCAAGACACCCCUCGGCCCCCUGAGGCCCCUAAUCCGACAAAAAGCGAACAAUAUGUGCCAGAAAAGGACGACAACGACGUAAUAAAGGACAUUUUCACUAAUUGCGAGGAAAUCCCUUUAAGUUGCGGCAUAAAAUACUUUUCCACCGGUCAUGUAUUGGACAUAUUGCGCAGCAAUGAGGUGAGUGGCGACCCUAUAGCAGGUCUAAGUGCUGACGAACAACAUUCGGAUCUACAAAAUGGCGUCUACGAAGGAGGUUUGAAAGUGUGGGAGUGUACCUUUGACCUCAUAAACCACUUAACCGAACUGAAGUUGGACCUGAAAGGGAAAAACGUGCUGGAUUUGGGAUGCGGUGCCGGUCUCCUUGGGAUUUUGAGUUUGCACGUGGGGGCUUUACGUUGUACCUUUCAAGAUUACAAUUUGGAGGUUUUAAAGUAUGUAACUGUCCCGAACCUCAAGCUGAAUGGUGAGGAGCUUUUGGAUAGAAGUGAGUUUUACUCGGGGGAUUGGGAGUCAUUUUUCAAUCAAUUGACUCAGAAGUUUGAUUUAAUUCUCACCUCGGAGACUAUUUAUAAUAUCGAUUGUUAUGAAAAGCUUCACAGUACCUUCGAGAAGCUACUGAAGCCAGACGGAGCAAUGUAUCCUUCUCCUUUCGUCCAAACAAACCGUUACUCCCUAGAGACUUUCCUUAAUAGUUACUUUAAUAGAUAUCUUGCAGCUAAGUCCUACUAUUUUGGAGUGGGGGGAGGCAUAGCCUUAUUCGAAGACUUCUUAAGUAGGAAAAACACUUUUAAGGCCCAAAGGAGUUGGAGUUGCUCCGAGGGACUUAAGAGGGAGAUUCUCGAAAUUACUUUUAGAUAGUUUAUUGUAAUAUAAAAUGUUCAAAAUGGA